Molecule: messenger RNA, 1176 nt
Organism: Lichtheimia ornata
Lineage: Eukaryota; Fungi; Mucoromycota; Mucoromycetes; Mucorales; Lichtheimiaceae
Exons: 5
Coding region: 1-1176 (391 amino acids)
Molecular function (GO): protein binding
Source: RefSeq, a predicted model, not a curated record
AUGGCCCCAAAGCGAUCUCGAGACGAUACCACCGUUGACGACUCAACACCUACAAAGAAGCAAUUGUUGGAGAACAAAUCAGCCCUCAACGCUAUCCGAUUACCGAGCGAAGCUCAUUCACCUGCUUCAGACAACGAAGACUUUCGAAUCAUUACCGGCACUUAUGAACGUAUCCUCUAUGGUAUCAACGCCUAUUGGGAGAAGGAGAAUGGAUCGACAAAGAUCAAAAUGCAACCUGUUUUCAUUGUUCCUGCACAUACGGGAUGUAUCAAGACCGUAGCCGUUGGUGGUCAAUUCCUAGCAUCAGGAAGCACAGACGAGAUCAUUCGCUUAUACGAUGUCAAGAAACGCAAGGAAUAUGGAUCAUUGGGUGGUCAGCAUUCAGGCGACCUCACAGAUAUUCAAUUCUUUGGACGCUAUAUGCUUACGGCCAGCGACGAUAAGACUAUUUGCAUUUGGAGGAAAAAGGAUUGGGAAUACCUCAAGACAUUGAAGGGACACAAGGGUCGUGUUAAUUCAUUGGCCAUUCAUCCAUCUGGCAAGAUUGCACUCUCAGUAUCAGCCGAUAGAACAGCCAUCGUAUGGAAUCUCAUGACCGCACGUAAAGCAAGCCAAAACAAACUUGGACAAGAGGGAUUGUGCGUACGAUGGAACAAGAGUGGAGACCAUUAUGCUAUUAUGUUUGACCGACAAAUCAAUAUUUACAACGUCACAGAUGCCGAAGUAGCAGUGUCAAUUUCACAACGUUCACGGUUUUUGUGCAUGCAAUACUACACAUCCAAGGCAGGCAAAGAAUACUUGAUUACUGGUAGCGAAGAUCGGAUCGCAAGGAUUUGGGAUGCAUCCACUGGCGAGUCUGUGGUGGAGUUGAAGGGACAUAAGCUACGUGUCAAGACACUCGCCGUGAUCGAAUCAAAACCAGGAGAAUCCGACGAAGAAGUUGGUGUCCUUGUUACCGUAUCAUCCGAUGGUAUGAUCAAAUGUUGGGAUAUUGAAGCAGCCUUGGCCGGUGAUGAGAAUCCACUUUUUGGCGAAUACGAUACCAAGAGUCGAGUAACAUGUUGCACUGCCCAUCUUGGAUUCAAGACCGUUGCAUCAUCAUCAUCAACAGCCACCAAGAAUAGUAAUAAUAAUGUAACAAUAGCCGAGGAAAAGGAGGAGGAUGAGGAAGAAUAA